AUAGCCGCCCAUAGUUGCUGAGGGUCUAAGCUUUGGCGUGCAAGGUCCGGGAAAAUACGAUGCUUCCCCUACGUAAGACUGGUCCCAUGUUUCGUAGCCGCAAUACUUCUUCCAUCGUUUCAUCCAGCGCACAUCUAUUAGAUACCUAAAGAGAGCUCUCACUACAUAGGCCUACACAGCCGCAUAACUGUACUCACCAGGUAUCUCCUUUGGCCAGCUUCUGGCUAAGGAGUGGACGAAUUUCUUCUCUCUGACUUCUCAGAGAAGGAAGUAAACUUCCGGGUAGUGCCAUCUUUUGUGAUCACACCCACUUUAAUUAAUGCGCUACAAUUAGAAGGGCGGUGGUGACGACUUGACUGAGCGGCCAGCAUGGGCUUGGAGGCUACAGUCGUGUGUGUGGACAACAGCGAAUGGAUGAGGAACGGAGACUUCGUCCCGACGCGGAUGCAGGCCCAGCAGGACGCGGUGAACGUGGUGUGUAGGAUGAAGACCAGACAGAACGCGGAGAACACCGUGGGACUCCUCUCACUAUCAGAUGCUCAGGUUCACGUGACGCUCACCUCAGACCAGAACAAGAUAUUCAAGGCCCUCCAACCCCUGGAGCCAAAGGGUUCCGUCAACUUUGUUACUUCUCUCAGGAUUGCCCACGUCAGUAUUAUACAAACCACUGUACACCUCGGGACGCACAUGUGCAUGCAUUGUCUUGUUCUACAUAAUAUGUGUGUGUAUUGAUCAGUUGGCUCUGAAGCACCGACAGAACAAGAACCAGAAGAUGAAGGUUGUGGCAUUCAUCGGCAGUCCUCUAACUGUCUCUGAUAAAGAGCUGACCAAGCUGGCAAAGAGGUUGAAGAAAGAGAAGGUCACGAUUGAUAUUGUCAGUUUUGGAGAGACGGAGAAAAAUGCUGAGAAACUGAAAAAGUUUAUUGAAACUCUGAAUGGCAAAGACAGGACGAGUCACCUGGUGACAGCUCACCCGGGCCCUCUGCUAUCAGACAUUCUCCUCUCGUCUCCAAUCUUCACUGACGAGGAGGGGGCUCCCCUCGUUCCCCUGGGACAGGGGUUCGAAUUUGGCAUCGACCCCACAGAAGACCCUGAGCUAGCAAUGGCACUGCGUGUGUCAAUGGAGGAGCAGAGACAGAGGCAAGAGGAGGAGGUCAGGAGGGCCACGCAGCAGUCUAACGAACAGGGUCCUCCCCCCACCAUCACCGAGGACAGUGGUGUGGUGGUGAGUCAGGAGGGUGGAGGGAUACUGGCACAGGCUCAAACUGCUGAACUGCCGUAUAAUCCAGCUUUUGCAGGGAUGGCAACCUCAGAGUUGACAGAGGAGCAAGAGUUGGCGCUGGCUCUCCAGAUGUCCCUGCAGGGAGCCGGCAUGAGUGGCCUACUGGAGCAGGCCAUGGAGACCGAGACCACACCCACUGUGGCUACCGACGGGGGAGAGCCAACUGGAACUACUGAAGUACCCGAGGAUUCAGACAAUGCUAUUGGAGCGGAGAUGGAGGAGCUGAUGCAGAACAAGGCGUUCCUGGAGUCUGUUCUGAGCACUCUGCCCGGGGUGAACCCCGAGCAGGCCCUCAGGAACCUGCGGGAGAUGACAGAGGCCUCCACCUCCUCCUCGGCCCAGGCACAGGGCGGGGGAGGAGGAGGAGGGGAGGGAAAGAGGAGGAGGCAAUGGAGCUAGAGAAGACUGAGAGCAAGUGAGAGCUCCAUUGGGUGACUGGUAC
Messenger RNA from Geodia barretti, 1724 nucleotides. Lineage: Eukaryota; Metazoa; Porifera; Demospongiae; Tetractinellida; Geodiidae. The record is from the annotation of a GenBank genome assembly.